Molecule: messenger RNA, 13410 nt
Organism: Lymnaea stagnalis (great pond snail)
Lineage: Eukaryota; Metazoa; Mollusca; Gastropoda; Lymnaeidae
Source: the annotation of a GenBank genome assembly
ACUCCAGACGAUUUUUCCAGUCGCGGGAUUUCUCCGAAAGUGAAAGUCAACAACUAACAACUUAGCCUUAGACACACAUCUUUAGCCAGAUAACAUCAAAGUUUGUAAGGAGGUAAGCGCUCGAUAUUUUACUGGGAGAAGUUGUUGGGGGAUUACGUAAAACGCCCAGUUUUAGGUCAACGUUAAAAUAUGUUGAUAGACUCUCAAACUAAGAUUGUUAAUACAAUUAGUACGGAACUGUAUUUUUAAAGACUAAAAAAAAAAAAAAAGCCGAUAUUGUGAGUCUGGUCGAGCAGAACUUAGCCAAUGAUUGGGGGAUUACGUAAAACGCCCAGUUUUAGGUCAACGUUAAAAUAUGUUGAUAGAAUCUCAAACUAAGAUUGUUAAUACAAUUAGUACGGAACUGUAUUUUUAAAGACUAAAAAAAAAAAAAAAAAGCCGAUAUUGUGAGUCUGGUCGAGCAGAACUUAGCCAAUGUCAAGAAUGUUAUUAAGAUAUUGAUAUCGGUGGCAUAAAGCUGGUGAUGCCAAGGAACAGGACUGCUUAGAUACAUUCUAUUGUUAUUUUAAUAAUGUUAUAAACUAUAGCAAAUUUCUCUUUUAAAUGAUUUGCAUCCAAUGAAUUCAGCCCGAGAACAUGCUUUAAUAUAAAAUAUUUUCGCUUUUACGUAUUUUAAUGUUUCAAUGUUAAAUAUAUAUGCUAUAUUUAUUGAGGCCUGUAUUUGAAGUGAAUUACUAUUAUUUUUUUCUCCAUAUUAUAAAAAGAAGAUAUUCCAUUACAUCAUUAUUUUUACUGAUUAAAAAAAAUGAUUAGGCCUUACUAAAUAUUUUUUAAAGAAUGGAAGGUAACCAAGCAUUAAACCUGUUGAAUACCGGUACCGUGCUGAUAGUUCAUUUAGUAUAGCAUAGAUAAAACGGAAGAAAACAUGCAUAUUUGAAUAGCUAUAAUUACUAUAAAUUACUCUUUAAAAAAACAACCAACAGUAUACGUGUACUUUAUACAAAUUAAAUUGUUAAAAAAAUUAAUAUUCCUUUUAUUGAUGUGCACAAAACAAUGUAUGAUUUAAUUUCGGUUUUUGUUAGUGUUGUAAAAAAACAACAAAAAAACGUUGAGGCAGCUAAAGCCAAACACACCACCACAAUCCGCGUCAACUGUUCUUUGUGCACCCUAACCUGCAUCACCCUUCCCCAUGCCCCGGGACCAUAUUAUCAACAGUUAUACAUUAUGGUCAUAUAGUCGCCUACCAUUGUUUUUAUUUCAGCUAUUUUCUCGCUUCGUUAUUGAAAAAAAAAAUUCUAACUGGCAAUGCAACUUUUCGUAUAAAUUUCCUCCGAUGUGUCCGUGAUUUGACUUGAUGUAAUUUGUCUUAGAUGUGAAGUAAUUUUUUUUUAUACCUCGAUUCGUCAUGAAAUGUGCUAUGGAGCUUUCUCCGGAACAUCAGGUCAGGCAGUGGCUGUUGGAGGACUGAAAAAAUGGCUGCCGAAUGGCGUCGGACCGUAACAACUUGCCAGACAUUAAGAUUUUUUUUUUCUCCGGUGCCAACACUCUACACAAAGCAAAAAUCUGAUUAAGAUCUCUUUUGAACUUUGUUUAACCUUACCCUAACACAUGCCCCAUAUUUGGGUUAUUGUACGAAAGACAAAAUGGAACAAUAAAAUCUUUUUAAAUAUUAAAAAAAAAAAAAGUAAAUUAUCUCCAUUCUUCACGCACACCUUCCCUUAAAUCAGUGGUUCUCAUCCUGUGGGUCACGACCCCUUUGGGGGUCGAAUGACCAUAUCAGAGGGGUCGCCUAAGACCAUCGGAAAACACAUAUACCCAACAGUUAAGAGGCAGCAACGAUAAAAAUGUUGUAGUUAGGGGUCGCCACAACCUGAGGCACAGUGUUAAAGGGUCGCGGCAUUAAAAAGGAUGAGAACCACUGCCUUAAAUAAACAUGUAGAUAAAUAAAUCUCCGUUUAAACAAAUUUCUCUCGAACAAAUUUGCGAUACGCCGAAAUUUGCGAUACGCCGAAAUUUGCGCCCCCUUUUUCUGACAUACUCCAUAUGCUGUGAUAAUGUACUUGAGCUAGGGACAAGAUUUUGCAAAAGACGUUCAAUGUUCAGGACUUGAAAAUUCCAUCUUGCCCUUGGCUUCGUAUGCCGUAAAACCUUCUCAUGUCCUAAGUCCAGGGCUCUGGUUUAGGGUAUAGGAAUAAUUCUGACUCCAAAUAAAACUUAAGAGUUCCCCUUGAAGACAGUUGAGUUGGAACAAAAGUUAUGAAGUUUUACUUCACAUCCUGGGAGUGUAUGAAACUUUACUCAGGUAAAUUUUCUGUCACACCUUCCUUUCCUCCACUGUUUCUCUCCAUCCAUCUCUCCAUCCAUCUCUCCAACCCUCACGUGUGAAGCAACAGCCCUGAAAAUUGUGACGUCACAGUAGGCUUUUAUAGACAGGCCCUUACAACGGGGUGUUUAUAGCACGCGCAAGUUAUGUUGACCUGGUGAUAUUUGUAGAACACGUCUAUGGCACACAUCAGGUCUGCGAGCAGAUGGAAUUUAACUUUCAAGUGCGGCUGAACUGUGGGUGGCUUCUGGCAGAUGAUAGCAUCGAUAGAACUGGAACCAGGGAAAUGAAGGCUUCUUGUCCAUGUUUGGCCGUCAGCGGUGGGGUGGCCAUAGGGAUAGGUCACUGAAAGUGGAUUUGCAAAAGUGGCAGGUCUUAAAAGGAAGUGGCCACAUUGAUAGGUCAUUGGAGUUAGAGUGGUAAAAGUGAAAGGUCAUUGGAUGUGAAGUAGCCAACGUGACAUGUCAUUGGGAGUGGAGUGGCCGCAGUGAUUGGUUUUGAAGGGGGAGGGGGUGGCCAAAGUGAUAUGUCUUUGGAAGAAGAAAUGAUCUUAUUGACAGGUGGUUGGCAUUAGCAUGGCGAACGUGAUGCGUCGUUGGAGGCGGAGUGGCCAGAUUGAUAGAUCGCAGAUGGAUAGCUGUCGGUGGAUAUGCCGAUCUUAAAGCUCGUUGGGAGUAGAGUGGCCACACUGCUAGGCCAAUUUUAUAGCUCGUUGGGAGUGGAGUGGCCACAUUGAAAGAUAGUUGGCUCCAUGUUUAUGGAUCUAGCAGUAAGCACCCCGUCCCUCCAUUAUACUUCGUGGAGUGCCACCCGUUGGUUUGAGUCUGUCCCACCGAAACGGAUUUUGAUCUUGAAAGAACUGCGAAAAUUUCAAGUUUAUGAGACAACUUUUUUUUACCAAAUUGAGAAAUACUUCUUAAUGAUGUCAAAUGGUAGGGUUGUUUUUAGAACUGGAAUAUAGUUGUUUUUUUCCCUCCGGAAAUGUUAGUCUUAUUUUUGUUUAGUCGACCCAGCCUCUAAAUGUGUAAGGCAGCAUUAAAGCUACUGGUCUAAUUUAUGUGUGGCCAUUUCUGCAGUUGUGGUGGCGAUUUCUGCAGAAGUGGUGGCCAUUUGGGGGAUGUAAUUAUCGUAAUCCAAGGAGCCUUACCCUAAUCCAAAUAAAAAUCAGAAUCCAUACAACCCUCUUUGAUUGGGGUCUACACCAGGCCUGCACACCAUGCGGCCCGCGUGCCGCAUUCGGCCCACCAGCACCCACCUUGCGGUCUGCGCAGUAACGACAUAUUCUUUUUUAUUAUUAUAUUCUUAAUCAAUUUGCACGGCUCACCUUAAAUGUUGAGUUGUGCAGGCCUGCCACACGAUUGAUCUUAUCCGGGGUUUUACUGUGGUUCAAGUCUAGAAUUCUGCUGGCUUAGAUCCUGUCUCAGACGGAUACUGGUAAAAAAAAAAAAAAAAAAAACUGCCCGAAGAACCUUUGAACAACAUUCGUUGCUUCGACUUCCUCUGCUACAAGCUACUGCUACUCGGUACAACUCUCAAUGUCUCAAGAAGAAACAACAACAAUUCGUGCAGUUUUUGGGGUAGCUAGUCCAUUUUUUUAUAUUUUUUUUUGUUAAAAGAGUUAUCUCGCUGCGAAGGCUUAUUACUGGCCUUGUCUUGCAUUUUAUAAAUUUGCUUUUCAUAUAAUGGCUAUUGUUUAGUUGGAUGAAUUUAAUUUUCAUAUGAUAGAUAUAUUUUUAUUUUAUAAAUAAAUAUAGUUUCAUUUGAAAAUAAAAUAAUGAGUUUUUACAAUAUUCUUUUUUUUUCUUCUCCAAACUCUACUUUUUACAUUAAAAGUGUUUACAAAUUUUUAUUAUUUAAAAAAAAAAUUGAAGUGUAGUUAAAUUUUUCUCCUCUAAAGUCAAGGUCAGAGGAUCCAACAGACGAUACAUAUUAUUUGUGCACACAAGUUAACGAAAAAUGUCAUCGAUAGCUCUAAAUAAAUUGCUAUUCAUUUACUUGUGUGGUUGGCAAUAUGAUAUUUUUGUUUACAUCUUGGGCUUAUCAGUUGUCAGUCAUUUGUUUGCUGUUUGUAAAAACACCUGUCUCAGGUAACGUCCUAGCUAACAGUUUGGGUGAACUAUAAGGUGCUCGCCUCACCAUCCAGCAGGUACGCCAGUGUAUUGUCUUAGACCUGACUACCUGUAGGUGUGUAUAAUAAAUACGUCAGUCUGAGGUCUUUAACACGGAAUGAAAGAAAGACAACCUCACUAAACUGGGGUUUGGAGGGGUGGGUAGGAAGAAGGAGUGAGGGUGAUGGAGUGUGGGUAGGAAGGAGGAGUGAGGGUGAUGGAGGGUGGGUAGGUUUUGAAAGAUAGGCAAAAAAAAAAAAAAAGAAACGAGCCUUUGAAUAGGGGUUUGGAGGGGUGGGUAGGAAGAAGGAGUGAGGGUGAUGGAGUGUGGGUAGGAAGGAGGAGUGAGGGUGAUGGAGGGUGGGUAGGUUUUGAAAGAUAGGCAAAAAAAAAAAAGUAACGAGUCUUUGAAUAAUAAAAUGCAGACCCUUUGUCUGCCCUCUGUGUGACCUCUGAAUUUUCAGUCUGUAUAGCUUCUGUGUGGGGAAGCUUAAUAAAAGUAGGGUCUCUUUGAGGUCCUGCACUAAAACCCAUAUCCCUCGCCCCUUCCGAAAUAAGAAAUAAAUCUUACUGUUGAUUAUUAUUUUGUGAAAUUCAAAAUAUUUAAAAGGUUGACUCCUGCAUAUAUUAGAGGAAGUCACGUGUUUUGGUGCCGGUCAUUGACCAACACCCCCCCCCCCCCACCCCCACACUUUUUUGUGUGAUAAAGUUAGAAUGCCAUCCAUACGGGGGCCCCAGGUUCCUUUAAUCCAGCAGUAUGGGGGUGUGGGGGGGGGAUGGUGUGGGUAUGGAAAUGGGUAAAUUAUUAUUUUGUGAAAUUCAAAAUAUUUAAAAGGUUGACUCCUGCAUAUAUUAGAGGAAGUCACGUGUUUUGGUGCCGGUCAUUGACCAACACCCCCCCCCCCCACACACGCACUUUUUUGUGUGAUAAAGUUAGAAUGACAUCCAUACGGGAGCACCAGGUUCCUUUAAUCCAGCAGGAUGGGGAUGGUGGGGCGGGCUGGUAUGGAUAUGGAUAUGGAUAAAGCCAGUCCGAAGAAGUAUUUGAUGUGGAUGACGUGUGGAGAUUUAGGUACAAAGUGAGAUUUUAACCACACUGCUCUCAUUUAUAUCACAGUGACGCCCCAUCCGUGGCACAAUGACGCCCCAUGUAUAUCACAAUGAGGCCCCGUGUAUGUCACAAUGACGACCCAUGUACGGCAAGGUGAAGCACCCCUGUAUUGCAUAAUGGAGCCCCACGUAUGUUACAAUGGCGCCAGAUGAAGGGUACAAUGUCUCCCAAUAUAUAGCAUUCAUCUUCCCCGGGCUAAUCUAUUAGUGAACAACAAAAAAACAAAAAAAAAACAAACAAAAACGUAGACUCGAGCUCGGGGCAUUCACUCGGUAAUGGACUUUGAAGGAUGGGAUUAUCGGCCCAAUGCGGUGUUUCCAAAAAUGUUACGUCGUAUCACGUUAAUGUGAUGUCAUCAGUUGUGCGGCACACUAUUCGAAUACACAGAUCCUAUAUUUAAUAGAACGAAUACAUUCGUUUGGCGCAUACUUCUCCUCGCGACACACUUCUCCUAAAGAUCUACGAGACCCACGGGUGCCACGACACCACAGUCGGGGGAACCACUGGCCUAUUGAGCACAAAUAAACAUGUUCUUUGUGCCAGCCAUCGCUGGUGAGCCUGGCAAGGUGAAGGAACCUUUUGGUGCCCAGACCGUUGGCUUUGAUCCAUGACCCUGUUUGCGUAUCCCCGACCUAUUCCCCCACGAUCUGGGAUCAGGUAACUCACCUGCUGUUUCCUACCCGUGUCCCACCAACUCGAACAGUUGAUUAGAUUAAUUUCAGUUUUACUUAAAGACGAUUUUUUCAAAUAUUCCAGAACCCCGCUAGUUCAAAAUGAAAUACUUGCACAUGAAUAACCGUUACACUAUUGAAUAACCGUUACACUAUUGAAUAAUGUUACAAUGAUACAAAAUAAUGCUCAAACUGUGGUCUCCGGCCCUGUGUUGUGUUCAUUGUAUAGUAGUUUGACUCUCCUGCUAAUACAACGUCGUUUGUGCUACCACAUAAGUUUAAAACUGGCCCGAUAAGAAUCAGUAUGGUAAAAAAUGAGACCCAAAUGAUCCGACCAAAAUUAUAUAAACACAUAUGCCAUCUAAGAAAUGCCAGAACUGUUGCGGGCAAUUGACCAUCCAUCGAUCCAAACAUCCAUGCCGUCAAUCCUUCCACCUAGUUAUCAACACAGUCGACCAGUGGCGGAUCUAAUACCUCUGCUGUAUUUUUUGUUGUUGUUGUAAAGAAGCAUGAAUCCACCGUAACGUUAAUCCACCGUUUAUUUGGCUGUAAGUAAGGAAGGGUUCCACUUCUGCCGUCAAUAGUUCUCCAUCGCUGGGAUUCGCGUCAAUAUUUACAUCUCUUAUCAUUAAGUGAGUGGCUCGGCCAGAUUUUUGACAGAAAGUUAUACACGAAUAAAUAAAGGUAUGCAGGAGGAGGCCGUUUUUCUAGCUAACAUUUAAGUAUAUGAUCAAAGAAUGAUCCUGGAAGAGGUUUUCAAUAACAAAAAUGCAUUAUCCGAAGAUAAGAUUCUGAUCCAAAUAAAUGGAAAUGUUUUUAGUUUUUAAAAUUACAUUGGACUAAUUCGUUUUCAGCACAUAAAUAAAUACAGAUUUUUAACCGAGACGAAAUUUCACAACUAUAACAAUUUAAGCACAAGACAUAUGAAGUAUUUCUCUAGCGUAGAAAUCAGUCAUCAGUGAACUUCUUUAGUGACAAUAAUGACUUCAUUAGUGAUCAUUUAGAUUUGGUAAUCGCUUGGUAAGUGCCCUGGUAAAUUUUCAUAGAAUCUGUGGGGACAAAAGAAUUUUUAUAUUUUUCGGUCCUUUUUUUAAGAGUAAGAAUUUGCCCUGAUCGAGCUGAUCUUCGGUAUCUGCAAUGAAGUGGGAGAGAUGUAUCAUCCAACAUUUUUUUAAAAAAAGGUUUCCAACACCAUUUUUCUUCAUAAAGUUCUUCAAGUGAAGUUUAUUCAGUUUGUGUGAUAUUAUUUGCUUUCUUGAUUAGUCGGUUUUCUCGGUGUUUUGAUGUCAGACGAUUAACUCUCCACACCAGCAGGUGAUACUGAAGUUUAGUUGGCUUCCGGUUGUUGCACUGUAAAGACCCCCGCCCCGCCAUCUUGUCUCACUGACAUAAAGAAAUAUCUUUUUUUUUAUUCUGCCCCGUCUAAUUCUGUAUGUGUGUCAACCCCCCCCCCCAACACCAUACACAAAAAUUACAAAACAAAACAAACAAAGAAACAAAGAAAAAGAAACCAAAGAGCCAAAAAUAGAAUCUUCGUUACCUACCGUCCUAACUCAUAUUACUCCUAUAUCCAUCAUAUUUUCUAUAUAGGUUGUUCUUAAGGGAAAAUGUGUGGGUGGGGGGCAAGGGGGGGUAGCAGACUUACAGCGUUUCGUUGGUGGAAAGGGUUAGAAAAGGAAAAGGGGUGGGGGCGAAACCAGUUCGAGAAGCUCCACCCUUAGUGCUCUACAUCAGUGCCCCGCAAACAAUUUUUAACCACGGAACACCUAAACCUAAAUUCUUGCCAGAUUUCUGCGGCACACCACAAUUUCAACUGAUCUACUGUUGUUUACAUGUACACAACUUUUAAUUGUUUUUUUUUCUUCUGUUUUUUCUUUAGAUAUUUUACAGCAAGUGAUAUAACCUAAAAUAUACCCCCCUCACCCCAAUUAAAGUUCAAAUACUGAUAGGACAGAAAUAAAGGGGGAAAACUGCAUGCCUAUUGGCAUGCACACAUGAAAAGAUUUACAUUUAAUAAAAAUAACCAUUGGGAGCUUUGGGCCUGUUUUUUUUUCCCCCUCUCCGAACCAAGUUGUUUUAUGUUUAAGUUUAACUCAAAAUUCUUUUUUUUGCACGUGUUGCCACCCUAUGAUUAUCUUCCAGCAGCCAGAGCUGUUCAGACAUGUUUCGAUGAAUAAGACAGUAACUGAGCUUUGCAAUUUGGCAAGAACUUGACCACUAGAGAGCACACGGAUUUCGGUGCGAAAUAAUGAUUUACAUCCUGGUCCCAUUGCUUCAGGGAGUUAUUAAAAAAAAAACUAUAAAAAAAACCUCGCGAAAUUAUGGCUUUUUAAUUAUGUUUGUGACAUUGAGACAUUCGUUGAGAGAAGCUCAGGAAACAUUCAGUGCAGCAUGCUAGUUUUCUUGACUAAGUCUUGCCAUGGGGAUAAAUAGGCAAGGAUAAGAGAGAGAGAGAGAGAGAGAGAGAGAGAGAGAGAGAUGAAGAGGGAGAUGAAGAGAGAGAGAGAGAGAGAGAGAGGGAGAAACAAAGACAGAUGGAGAGAGAGAGACAGAUGGAGAGAGAGAGAGAGAGAGAGAGAUUCUGAUGAAUUGAGUGACCCUCCCUUCACUUUAAACAAACUACAGCUCAAGUCAUGGCUAAUAGUCAACUCGAAGCCUUGGUUAUCUUCGCACUUGAAUAAAAGUAAAAGUAAUUUAAAAACAAAAUAAUAGAUACCAGUAAAAAAUAUUUGAACAGUUGAAUGGACCCCGCGUAGAUGAGAGACAGAGGGGUAGAGUGGAAUAGAUGAGUAGAUGAGAAACAUAAGGGUAGGGUGGAAUAGAUGAGUAGAUGAGAGACAGAGGGGUAGAGUGGAAUAGAUGAGUAGAUGAGAGACAGAGGGGUAGAGUGGAAUAGAUGAGUAGAUGAGAGACAGAGGGGUAGAGUGGAAUAGAUGAGUAGAAGAGAUACAGAGGGGUAGAGUGGAAUAGGUAAGUAGAUGAGAGACAGAGGGGUAGAGUGGAAUAGACGAGUAGAUGAGAGACAGAGGGGUAGAGUGGAAUAGAUGAGGAGAGGAGAGACAGAGGGGUAGAGUGGAAUAGAUGAGUAGAGGAGAGACAGAGGGGUAGAGUGGAAUAGAUGAGUAGAUAAAUUUCUGGGCUCGCCAGCACCUUCUGGCACUGCACCCCCCGCCCCCAGGGGAUGUUUGUGAACCAUUGGUUUACGCUGCUACACCAAAUCACGUGGUAUUACAAGCAGGCAUUCGACAGAUAGUUCGCUGACUCGCAUUGACACUAUCCUAACAGCAUCCUACUGCGCGUGCGUCAUAGCGCGAGCCAUAGUGUGAGCACUCUGGGAUAUGCUAGGACAAUCUUACUUCAGAAAACAAAAAUAAUAAUAAGAAAAGUACUUAGAUAUGUUUAACAUCAGGUAGUUGCAGGAAGAUUCAUAUCAUGGAGAGGUGGCGCGCGGGUGGUGUUUACAGUUUCAGACGUCAAAUUCAACACAUAUUUCACGAACUGUCAGCGCCGACCUCCACCUUCAAAUAUUGCAAGGCGGCAAAAAUCUAAGUCGAGUGUGGCCACCUGACGAAUGCCAACAGGUACUGGUCGUGGACGUGAUAAAUGUCUAGAGCUGUUCUUUUAACAAAGAUUACUAUAGUACAGGUAGACUCAAGGAAUGAAUGUGGAUAAUUGAAUGCUAACAGUACUGGUAGAUCCGAUUUCAUCCAAUCAUUGAAUGUGGAUAACCGGAUGCUUACAGUACAGGUAGACCCAAGCAUUGAAUAUGGAUAACCGGAUGCUUACAGUACACGUAUACCCAAUCAUUGAAUGUGGAUAACUGGAUACUUGCAGUGCACCAUUCAUCGAAUAUUGAUAAUCCUGUUUGAUAUGUCUUAUCCAUGGUGUAUAAAGUCUGCAAAUUCAUAGAUUAGAAGAUAUUUAAGAAUUAAAAACAAGUUUUCUUCUCAUUUGGAAACAACUUUUCGCCUGCAGUCAUUUUACUCAAUCUUAAUAUCAGAGCCUGAAUCCUCAAUACCGCCCCCCCCCCCUUUUUACAUAAAGAAUUUUUUUUACUCAACACCAUUUGGUGGAAUUAAAAACAAGUUUUCUUCUCAUUUGGAAACAACUUUUCCCCUGCAGUCAUUUUUCUCAAUCUUAAAAACAGAGCCUGAAUCCCCCAUACCGCCCCCCCCCCCUUUUUACAUAAAGAAUUUUUUUUACUCAACACCAUUUGGUGGGGGGGGGGGAGGUCGGAGGCGAGCCAGGAGGUACGGGAGGACGCAGAAAUUAUUUAUUCGUGGCUAAUAACAGCUUUUAAUUUUACAAUUUAUUUUAUUAAAAGAGGAUUUAUCAUUAUUAUUAUUAUUUUAUUGUCAGCAGCAAAUGUUUUUAUGGACAAUUUUGUUUGCCCAUUAUUUGUACCGUUGUAUGUUUGUAUGUUUUUUUUUCUAGCAAGUUAAUUGAAGAAGGCAACUUACCUUUUUUAAUUUAUUUAGUUCAUGACAAUAUUUUUUCUCGUGAAAAAAAAAAGGGGGGGGGGCUGCACCUAGGAAAUUCUGGGCCCCAGGCAGCUGACAUAGUUCGGGCCCCUUUCGUGUUUGAAACAUGGGCGUAUAUUUUAAAACUCGAAAAAUGGCGGGCCUCUAUCUAGCUCGGGCCCCUGACAAGUGCUAUGGUUGUGUCCCGUCCCCCCCCCCUCCAGGUGCGGGCCUGCAAGGGGGUAGAUUAAAUCGAGAGGGUUUGAGGCGCUGCAAAAAAAAAGUUAAGAUCCCUUACCAUAGAUUAUGAGAUAAUCAUUGCCCAUGAUCUGCAGAACAAAAAUAUAUUUAAAUGACAAUUGCAUGUAAUGUAUGGCAUGUGAUUUGAUUCAUGAAAUGAUAUGGCUUGCAUUAAGGUUAUAUUAUAAUAAUUAUAUACGAAAUGAUUUGUUUUCACUUUUGUUAAUUUAAUCAACAGAACCACAAUGGAGCACCUAGUCCCUCUGAGGCGUGAAAGCUGGAGUUUUUUCGAGAGACAGAGACAGGUGUUCAGUGACAUGGUCAAGGGUCUGGACACUGAUAUGGACUCCGAGUGGAAGGAGUUCGACCUGGAGCUCGAGAAGAUGAGAAGAGAGAUGUUCACCCUGAAAGCCCUGGACUUUAACGAUUUCGGCUCAAAUAUCAUCAAGCCUGAACGCCCCAUCGUCUCCGACGAGCUGGGCAACAAACGUCUCUCUCUCAGGUCAGUGGACGUCUUAAGCAGGGGGCAAGGGUUCCCAAAUUUUUUGACUCGCGGAGCCAGAAUCAAUCUUUAUGGGGGAGUCACUUAUCUGGGCUUAUCAUAAUUUAUGUCUUAAAAGUUAAAUAGUGUUUAGGAGUAGUGCAUUUAUUUCCUGGAGUGGUCUCAGGGCUCAUGAGAAGUGUACGCUGAGCCCUACGGAGCACAUGUCGGGAACCACUAUUCGGGGUUUUUUUUGUGGUUUUUUAAAAAAAUAGUUUUUUUUAGCUGGGUUGGGGUGGGGGUUGGGGUUGUGGGGGUAAGAGAAAAUGAUCAAGCUGAAAUUUUGUGCCAACAUUUUUAACAUUCAAAUGUGCAUUUUACGGAGCACGGUGUUGCACGGACAAUGAAUAACGUUCGUGAGCAUUUAUCAAGAACUGCAUUGAUAACACUUGCUGGUGGCAUAGUGUCGCCUCUUGUUACUCUUGUGGUUAUCGACCCCUGCAUGUCACACUUCCGUUUCUUCAUUACUACAUAGAACACUUGUGUUUAUCGAUUAUUAUUGUGCUGUUGAACAGAUUUGAUUGCAAGGAGUUCAAGCCAGAAGAGAUCACCGUGAAGACAGUGGACAACAGACUGAUGAUCCAAGCCAAGCACACAGAGGAAUCCCCUGGCAGGAAGGUGAGCUCUACCUGGUCACGUGGUUUGCCCUUUGACCAAAUGGUUGAGGUCUAUCCAGUAACGUGGUGCGUUCGGGUCUUGGCUGAUGGGGACAUGCGAGGGGCAUUUCUUUAAAAAAAUGUGUUUUAUUACAUAGUGUGAUAGGUAUAUUUUCAGUGGUGUAGCUAAGGUUAGUGCAAACCAAGAAUUGUGCCCCCCCCCCCCCCUUCCAAAAACAAUUAUGCAGUUGGCCCAAAAUACCGCCCCUCACUAUAAAGUAAAAAAAAGUGCCGCCCGGGGCUGCCCACCCCCCCCCCCCUUUUCACCCUUCCUACGCCAAAGUGUAUUUGACUUGUUUUAUCACAUGAGAUGUGGUUUUUUUUGUGUGCUUGUUUUAUUACUUCAUGACAUGCGUAUUUUACUUGUAUCAUUACGACAGGUGUAUCGUGAAUUCAGCCGCCAGAUCAUCUUACCCCAGAAGAUCGACCCCCUGACGUUAAACUCGACGCUAGCAGCGGACGGCGUCCUCAGCAUCGAAGCACCGGCCCCGGCAGCCAUUGAAGCACCAAGGGAGAGAAUACUACCAAUUAUGCGCCUUUGAAAUCCCUUGUUCUUUAACUAACCCACGGUACUUGAUCAGAAAGGGGGGGGGGGGGAUGAAGAAUCUUGUGUCUUCUACCUGUGACAUAUCAGAUAAUAAUUAAAAAGAUAAAAUUAACAAAAAGAAUCGAAACAAAUUGGGGUGUUUUUUGGAGGGGGAAAAUUGGGGUGAGCAAAUUAGUUGCACAAAAUUAUUACAUUUAGACCACUCUAGAUAAAGGUUUUUACCCUUGAAGAAAAUAAUGCAACUGUUUGAUUGCAGCUACGAGCUUUUUUUCCAUAAAUAUAUUAAUAUUAUAUAUUUUUACAAAUGGUUUGACAGUUCCGGAAUACUUUUAUGUAGAGUAAUCGAAUUUUGUGGCUAUAAAUUUCAUAAGUUAGGAUGGUAAAAUACACGUUAUAAUUUGCAGUCAAUACAAAAUACGCUGAAAGGACUUUCGGGAGAAGCCGAUCUUGUUUGAACACUGUAUUAUAAAAUUAGAGUUGGUUAUAUAUUUUAUUUUUUUUUUAUAAAAUGAAGAAAUAAUAAAUAAAGUGGUGAAAAAUUGCUGAGAAUUUAUUGUGCUUAAAAUUGUGUGUAAGAAAAGGUCUGGAGUGUCUUAUUAAAUCAUAGAAUUUACGUUGUUGUAUUUGCAAUAAAUAUGUAUGUAUCAUAUUUUUUUUAUUGACACAAAUGAUUUACUGAUGAGAAGGUCAAGAGAGGCGAAUGUGUGUUGAUAAAUGAUAAUUUCUGAAAUAAUAAAAGAGCGAUCAAAUAAU